Molecule: messenger RNA, 276 nt
Organism: Caenorhabditis remanei
Lineage: Eukaryota; Metazoa; Nematoda; Chromadorea; Rhabditida; Rhabditidae
Exons: 1
Coding region: 1-276 (91 amino acids)
Source: RefSeq, a predicted model, not a curated record
AUGAAUCAAGAUAUCGGACUCAAUGGAGUUCUUCUCGAACAAAUUAGGCUUCUCGAAGAAUGCGUUGAGCUCUUGAUGCGAGGGGUUACCCAGCAUGAAGUGUUCACCGAUAUUCUCAAACAAAACAUGGAUAUCCUAACAAGAACCUCUGAACAGAAAGACAAACAGUUGGAGGCUCAAAAGAAAGAAAUCGAAGGCCUGAUGACGAUUUCUGGUCUCAAAGACGAAAUUAUGGAUUCACAGAGAGAAUUGAUCGAAUACCUCAAGAAAAGCUAG